AUGUCUUACUACGAGCAGUGCAAACAGCCCUGCCUGCCCCCUCCCAUUUGUGUGCAGAAAUGCACCAAGUGCGUGGAGCCCUGCAAGACAGUGUGCGUGGAGCCCUGUGGCAAUGUCUGCGUGAAGCCAUGCUCCACACCAUGUGUGGAGGUCUGCCCAACGCCCUGUGCCACCCAGUGCACCACGACCUGCACCACCCAGUGCGUGGAGCCUUGUGCCACCCAGUGCACCACGACCUGCACCACCCAGUGCGUGGAGCCUUGCAGUACCCAGUGCGUGGAGCCCUGCAGCACGCAGUGUGUGGAGGUCUGCCCCCCCAAGUGCAUCGAUGUCUGCGUAAAGCCAUGUGCCACUCAGUGCCCAACUCAGUGUCCCACCCAGUGCGUGGAGCCCUGCAUCGCCCAGUGUGUGGAGCCUUGCCAAGCCCCAUGCGUGGAGGUGUGCGCCACCAAGUGCGUUGAUUCGUGUGAGACUGUGUGCCUGGAGCCAUGCACCACAGUCUGCUCUCGUCGAUGCUGA
Molecule: messenger RNA, 519 nt
Organism: Eurypyga helias (sunbittern)
Lineage: Eukaryota; Metazoa; Chordata; Aves; Eurypygiformes; Eurypygidae
Product: proline-rich protein 9-like
Exons: 1
Coding region: 1-519 (172 amino acids)
Source: RefSeq, a predicted model, not a curated record